UGUAGAGCAAUCAUAACGUGCGGGGCAGGCGGAGCACACCGGAGGGACUAGCUAGUUGUUUUGCAGCUGUCAGGUUGCCUGUUUACUCUUGCCUUUAUUUAUAUUCAUAUGUUGGCCCGUGUUUGACAGCGGCUCGUAGUCCCGCUCCACAGGCGCCAGUACUGACCGGCAGUCCGGGCUCGAAGCGAGCGAUGUCGGAGGAGCGCAGGGUGGCAGCCACAACAACAACAGGGCGCGCUGCUGUCCCCCUAGCAUCGCAACGUCCUCCGGUCCAUGUCGUUUAACCCUGCCGGGCGACUACACCCGUCCUCGCCUCCCUACCGGUCCAGUCCCGUCCCACAGUGACCUCCAGUGAUGGCUGAUGAGGACCCCCAGCAGCAGCAGCCGCCGCCGGAGAGCGGGGCGGGGAGCCUGCCCGGCCUACUCCCCGGGCUGCAGGGCGCUGAGGCCAGCGCUCUGCAGCUCAGGAUCAAGAACUCCAUCUGCAAAUCUGUUCAAUCAAAAGUGGAAAACAUUCUGCAAGAUGUCGAGAAGUUCUCAGACAUCGAAAAACUCUACCUCUACCUCAAGUUGCCUUCUGGUCCGAGCAGCAGUGUCGAUAAAAGUGACCAGAGCGCCCUGUCAUCGAGCCGCACGCAGCAGAUGCACGCAUUCACCUGGAUCCGAAAUCAUUUAGAGGAGUACCCCGAGACCUCGCUCCCCAAGCAGGAAGUCUACGACGAAUACAAGAGCUUCUGUGACAAUCUUAACUACCACCCGCUAAGUGCUGCAGACUUUGGGAAGAUGAUGAAAAAUGUAUUCCCGAACAUGAAGGCGCGUCGGCUCGGCAUGAGGGGAAAAUCAAAAUACUGCUAUAGUGGCCUAAGGAAGAGACCGUUUGUUCACAUGCCGUCUUUACCAACUCUGGACCUCCAUAAAACAGGAGAUGGACCCCAGUGUGAUGUACUCGACUCCCCGGGCCAGCUGAGCAGUAUUAAGGAAGAGGUGCGGUUUGCAGCCUGUGAUCUUGUGUGUGAGUGGGCUCAAAAGGUGCUCAAACGCCAGUUUGAUGCUGUGGAGGACCUGGCUCGCUUCCUAAUCGACAGCCAUUACAUCAGCAACAAGUCUUUGGCAGCUCUCACCAUAAUGACCGGCACAGCAGCAGAGAUGAAAGGUUCACAGACUGUCUCAGCCUUCGCCCCGGCUGCAGACGCUCACUCCUUCCAGCCUCAUGUGACCAUGCUGUCCUCUCCGUCUGUCGACGCAAAGCAGCAGCUCCAGAGGAAGAUCCAGAGGAAGCAACAGGAACAAAAGCUGACAUCUCCUCUACCCGGAGAGGGACAGAUUAGGAAGGCAGACGACGGUGUGUCUUGUGGUAGUCCCACCUCUCCGUCGCCUCAACCAACUAUAGGCAUCGUGGUCGCUGCCGUGCCAAGCCCGAUUACGGUUCAGAGGAGUAGGCCGCUGAUGUCCCCGAGUCCAGUGGGAACAGUGGAGAGCAAAGUACUGCCCAUUAACAUCCAGAUGGUGACCCAGCCAGUUCAGGGAGUGAAGCAGAGCCCCAAACACCCCCAAAAUAUUCUGUCCAAUCCAGCCGGGGAGCGCACAGCUCGGCAGCGCUACGCUCAAAUCCUCCCUAAACCUUCAGCCACCACUGCCAUCGCUUUGCGCUCGCCCUCCACCAUGAUCAUCGCUAACAGCCCCAUUAAGACUGUUGUAACGCCAUGUCAUGUCAGCCCAGUCAGUCUGGUCAAAAUGGCAGCCAUAUCGCUCGCACCCAACAGCAGUGAAACUGCCACAUCCCUCACAAAUGUGCUGCGGCCGGCAUCUGCAGACAUCAACUUUAAAGCUACAGAAGACGCCAGCUCCAGUCAGAGCACGAGGAGUUCCUCAACGGUCCCCAUUUUGGCCCCGGUGGCCAGGCAAGGGCAGACUUCUAACACUCCAAGCAUCGAUGUUGAAAUGGAAGUUGAAGCUAUACAUGAAAGCAGCCAAAUGCAAAAUUUGGGCAGUCAAGUUUUGCCACAAGGGGCAAUGACCAGUAGAGUCAAAGUUGCUGUACAGAGGGCCGCCAGUGUGCCCAUACCGCAAACUAGAGGCUUCUUGGGUCUCGAGGAAACGUCCAGCAAUAAAUGCAGCAGAGAGUCCUCCUCGAGCACUAAUACUGUGGCCACAGGCGACAGCGGCAAUAAUAGCGCUAAUAAUACAAGCACUUUGCACUUAAAUCCCUCCACUCAGAAUACCAGCACUGUGUCUUUACUGAACACCAGCAGAACAUCUUCAUGUGGGGAAAACAACCAAACAAAGCAAGGCUUCUUGUCCACUAAGAGCCUCAGAAAACGUUCAGGGCUCAGUCCAGACCUUUCACCAAUCAAAAGGGUUUUUAUACCCCAGCAGCCAGUAGAGGGUGCUGCUGGUCCAGGGUAUGGUAUCAGAAACAUGACGGGUAAUGUAUCCAGGCCAGGCGCUCCAGCUAGACCUGAAAGUGCACCAGCCACCAGGGAAGUAGAAGUGAAAAUGACCACUCAAGUCCACGCACUUGGCACUUCUCCUUCUUUCAGAGCAAGUGGCUUUUACUCUGUUGCCAAAACACAUAGUUCAUUGCAGAGGAAAAACAUUUCUGCCGUUAUGGAAACUGGCACCUCAGUCGGUCACGCAUUAAUACAGCAACAUCAGGGGCACGCACCAGUUGACGCACACGCUGUGCCCGAUAAUUCCAGUUUUCCAAAGCAUUCAGGUGUGGGUUCAAACUCAAGCCUGGAAGGAGUCCAGCAGCAGCCCUGCUCUCAGUCCAGUCCUGCUACUGAAACCUUAGCGUUUUUGAAUCACGCUUCAUCAUCUGGUCAGCUGCCCAUGCAGACAGACAUGACAGAUUACUUUUGCUUUGAUGAUGAUGUGACUCAGGACAGCAUAGUGGAGGAGUUGGUGCAGAUGGAGGAGCAGAUGAAACUUAAUAACCUUCAGCAGUUUGGAGAUUCUGUCACGCUGCAGGGCCAGCAGGCUGCGAUGCCAAACAACAUGACGUCCGCUAAUAAGAACAUGGCUUUCUAUCAUGCUGUGAACAACAACAGUAACCCAAUCCAAACAAUACAAACGCUGACACCUACACCCAUGUCGGAAAUGAUGGGAGGAGCCCAGGGACUGACCGGAGAAAGCCCCUGCUCCCACAUCGCCUCCACGACCCCGGUGGACAGCGCGCUCGGAAGCAGUCGCCACACCCCGGUUGGGACGCCACACUCCAACUGCAGCAGCAAUGUUCCUCCCAGUCCAGUGGAGUGCAGAAACCCGUUUGCGUUCACACCCAUUAGCUCCAGCAUCACUGGUUUCCAUGACGGCAGCACCAUCUCCAGCAGCCCCGUGAAACCGAUGCAGAGACCGAUGGCCACCCAUCCAGACAAGACCAGGCUGGAGUGGAUGAAUAACAGUUACAAUAGCAGCGGCGGGACCGCCAGCAGGUCCAACAGCGGAAUGGAAAUCCUGCCCGGCUAUCACAGCCUGAUAGACGACCAUUUUCAAAAACCUCACGCCUUCGCCGUUCCUCACGCGCGGCACCACGACAGCCAUUUCGGCCGCUUGACUCCCAUCUCGCCCGUGCAGCAGCAGGUAGCGAGCAUGGCCAAGCAGGAGGGUUUUGCAGUGCCUGCCCCUCUGGAUAAUAAAACUGCCAACACGUCUGCUGCAAAUUUUAGGUGUCGCAGCGUGAGUCCUGCUGUACAUCAGAGGAACUUCAGCGGCACAGGAGCAGGAACCAACCUUUCCAAUGCCUCCCGAUCGGUAGUGUCUCCCUUUAAUUCUCCUGUGACGGCUGAGGUGUUGAACAUCUUCGCAAACAGCCAGACAAACCUCGGCGUGAACAGCAUGGCCCAGAGGAGCCGCUCUGUGCCGCUCAACAUCAUGAUGCAAAACGAGGCCCCGCCCACACCGGGCCAGCAGUGCAGCACCAAAAGCAUCGCCAGCGUCCUCCUGAGCAAGCUAGAUGGAGAUCACGAGAAUAGUGUGCGGGGUGUGGGAAUCAAUAAUUUACCUCCCACCUACACUGCUCGUAUGAACCUGACCCACAUCCUCGAGUCCAACUCCAGCCUCUCCUGCACCGACAACCUGAUGACCUCCGACUCCAGCAGUACCUGCAACCUGCAGAGGCCCAAUUACCUCAUGGAAAAUUCUAUCAGUGAACAAAUGAUUCUCUCGGCAGGUCAAGGCCAAAUACAAGCAGCCGGUGGAGAGCAGCAUCAGCAGCAGUCCAUCAUGUUAGCUUUGAACUCACAGCAGCAGCAACACCAGCAGUUAGACUUCAGCAGCUCUCAAGACCUCCUCGCUGCUGGCAAUCAGCUCAUGGAGCAGGUGUCAGAGCUAACAGCAGGCGGGGCCGAUUUCCCCGGUGAAAUCAGAAUGACAUCGGAGCUUCCCAGUAGCAUCAGUGACCUUAACGCAUUGGACACAAACCUGCUGUUCGACCCCAGCCAGCAGCAAGGCCAGUAUCAGCAUGCCGCCCCAGAGGAGCUGGUGGACGAUUCGCUGUUUCAGCAAAUCACCAGCGAAGCGGCUCAUUCAGGUGGUCUCGACUGGUUGGAGAGCAAAGAUCACCCAACUGUUGGGCUGAUGGGCUGAGAGCAGAGCUUUUUAUAAUCAUGUUGAACAUGUUAAUCUGCGGUUGAUGUUUGUUUUAUUUAUUUUCAGGCAUUUAUAAUGCAACACUGGAUACAAUGAGGUCUGUCCAGAUUAAGUGCCAGGCUAAAAACUGAGCUAAUGCUGCAACACUCACUGAAAAUGCUGGUCAUUUCCCUUUAAUGAGAGAAUAUUGCCUCACUUUGUUUGAUCAAGAGAAUUGUCAACAAGAAAACACACACAGAAAAAAGCUAAUCUUCAAACAGCUUAUUUUAUUGAAUAGUCAGAUCAAUAACAGAGCCGUGGAUCAGUGUGAAUAAAUCUUAUGCAACGCUACUUAUUUCUGUCACCGUGUAUAAACUGCAGGCUAAAUUAGGUGCAAAAAAACUAAUGAUAUUUAAUCCUAAACUAACAAUAUGUGUUUGUUGUGUAGCUUUACUUAAGAAAAGCACUUAAAAGGUUUUGAAUUUAACAUUACGAUAUGUUACGUGUACACACAUACACUAAAUUAUUAUGCAUUCACAAAUACACAGAAUCAAAUUCAUCCAUGUAAAUCCAUAUAAUGUACUCAUAAUAUUAAUGUAUAAAUAUACCAAUAUAAAUAUAUGUAUCUCUUCCCAAACACAGCACUGGCCUUUACUGACUCAUUUUGGUGAAAUAUAUAAAAGGUAUGCGUUAAAACUUUGAACCGUAAAAUUCAGCAAUAUAAGUCUAUACUGUCUAAAGUUUCUAAAGUUUAUUUUAAAUAGACUUUGAGUCUCUGUUAAUCAGCUGAUGAGUGUGAAGAGCGACGUUAACCUCUCUUCAAACCCCUUCAUGUAGAUUAAAUAAUAAUAAAAAUAUUAUUAGUCCUCUUUUAAGUUGCAUUUAAAAUAGGUCUUGUAUACAGUCAUGUGAAUAACUAAGUACACCCUUGUUAUCAUAGGUGAGCGCCUUUAAAAAAAAAAAGCAGCAGUUUUGGUAGUUUGGUGGUCUGGUGUGUUCAGGUGUGAGCUAACACAAUGACACAAUCUUUCCAAGUGUUAACGUCCCAACAAGGCCCGACUUUAGAAAUUCCUCAGCUCUACAGGCUUGAGCUAGUAUGUUAAAGGUUAAAUUUCAUGAAAAUAGAAUUACAAGACAAAUAUGGCCUGCCACGAAGGAAUCCCAAGAGAAUAUCUCUUCCCUCUGAAACAAACAUGACAGCAGUGUUUGCUUUAGGUUUGCCAAGCAGCAUCUGAACAAACCACAGAUAACACCAAAGUGGAGACAAAACCAAACAGGUCAAGAGUCAAGCUUGGCCUAAAUUAGGUUAUGUACUGUAGGAGAUAACAUAACAAAAUGAAAUGUAUCAACAGAAUGGCUGAAAGUGAAAAAGAAUGAAGGUGCUGCAAUAUCAAAGUCCAGACCUCAGCCUGCUUGAAAUGCUGUGGGGGGACCUUAAGAGAGCUGUGCAUGAAUGCAAUGUUGUAAAGAAGAGUGGGCCAAAAUCUCUCCACGGUAAUGUGAGAGCUGAGAAAGUCAUACAGAAAACUAUUACUUCUACGUCAUUGCUGCUAAAAGUUGUUCUUCAAGCUACUGAAUCACAGCAGGGUGCGCUUAGUUUUUCUCAGGACUGUAAUUGUGAUUAUAAAGAUGUUCAAAUCCUAAUCAAUCUCUUUAAAGCGUAUGCAAAAUUUACGUGCAAUAAAAGAAAAGAGACAAAAACAUCAAAUAUUAAACCAGCUGUUCUCAAACCGGCAUGGCCCCGCCACCAAAAUAAUUGUCACCUUCAAAUUUUAUCAAUCUUUAUCAACAGCAACAACAAAAAAAAUGAGUCUGAAUUAAAAAAAAUUUAAAUCAGCAUCCACACCACCCUGCGGCAAAGAGUCUGUCCCACCAGGGGGCCAUGCCCCAUAGGUUGAGAAUCACUAUAUUAAACCAAGAAAGAUGAUCUGCUGAUCAGCUUUAAUUAUGCUAUCAGUCUUUGUAUGGUUACAUGUAGGUGUGUCACACAGACCAUUUUAUGGGAUCUGUGUUGCAGCCCUUUGAGCAGUGAAAGACGAGGGCUCGACUGCUUAACCCUUACAGGACAUUUAUGAUAAAAUCACUUACCUAAGAAUUAAACCAAACCCCUCUGACGGGGUCUUCUUUUGCACUUGAAAAAUGAACCGAGAGCUUUUUAUCACUAUUUAAAUGUAUUAUUUAUCGCGUGCAGAUUACUAAAAAGGAAGACAUGGAAAGUGAGAGGAGCCUAACGAGCAUGUAUAUUACACUUAUUCUAAUGCACUGACAAUCUAUAAUCCUUGUGCUUUAUAAAGGGGGGAAAACACUGUUUGAUUUGUAUGGAACAAUUUUACUCUGAAUCCUGAGGUUCAAAUGAAAAACAGCUGCCGAUCAAAUGUGGAAGUCGAGCUUUACACUGACGUCGAGCAUCGGGUAAAGAAGUCAUGCAGCCGCUGACUCUAAGCUGCGUCUGAGGGCUUUGGGUUUCUGAGCCUUAUGUCCUUAUGCCAAAGAUGUAAGCUGCACCGUGGCCACGGGUGUAACAUAGCCUCCAACGUGGUGGACACUCUGACAAUAAAGUGCUUGAUGACGCCUGUAACAAAUGUAUUCAGAAGAAAGGUGAAAAUCUGUAAAUGCUGAGGGUUCCUUUGUUUACUGUUGUUGAUGCUUUUGUAACCCGCACCCUUCCAACAGGUAUGUGAUGUUUUCACGGCGCAUCACAGUUGUUUUGCUAAACCGUGUGUGUCUCCGUGUUAGCAGUAGAUCUCUUGACCGUGUAUUGUUGGUCACACUCACUUUAUUUGUUGUACAGAUUGGGGGUGUGGCCAGGUGUCCGGUGCUCUUUGGUUUGUUUUAUUACUAUUUAUUAUUUUACAUUGUGCUAUUUGUACAGGAUAUGUACUCUUGGAAACCAUAUAAUUGUUUGUUUGUGUGUGUGCGUGCGUGUGUGUUGACAUUAACCUGACUUGCACUGUUAUGAUGUUUUGUAGCAUACGCUUUAAGUGUCAUAGUGUGUUACCGCGUAUCACGUGCAUUAUCAAGACUUUUCCGAAAUUUGGCAGUGAAUAAUGAGAAAUUGAAGAAUCACUAAAACCUUGCAGAACUGGAUUUUGACAGGAAUUCACUCCAGAAAAUGUUUGCACUUGUUUUAAAAUGUGGAAACGGCACUGUUCCUUAAUAUACGGUGCGUAAUUGUGCAAUUGUACUUCCCUUCAUGAGCUUGAAAGUUGUCCCUCUGUGACAAAAAAACCCAAACAUUUUGAAUGAACUAAAUUAAUGUCUGGAUUUAAUCUGGUGAUUUUAUACAGAAGACUGUAUUUUUAACUUCUUUAAAAUUUGAUUGUAUCAUUGUAACAUCUAAUUAUUUUGAGUACUUUUUUGACCUCUGAUUUCAGUUUCGAUGUUUAACUCCAUUGUGGGUCUGUGUGUUUGUUAGCACUGAUGUUUCUUUAUGAAGAGUUUACCCUUCCUCUUGUAAGUGGCUAGGAGCUGUAGAGCCGCCCUCCACUGUGUUAAGUUGCUGUGGUUUUUAAUACAAAUAUUUUCUUUUUGUUGUUGUUGUUUUGCAUUUUAUCAAGUGCUUUUAUAAGGGGAAGUGCUUGUUGAUACCGGUUUUUGAAAACUUUUUAAAACUAAUAAACAUU
Molecule: messenger RNA, 8192 nt
Organism: Pelmatolapia mariae (spotted tilapia)
Lineage: Eukaryota; Metazoa; Chordata; Actinopteri; Cichliformes; Cichlidae
Product: DNA-binding protein RFX7-like
Exons: 9
Coding region: 355-4587 (1410 amino acids)
Biological process (GO): regulation of transcription by RNA polymerase II
Molecular function (GO): RNA polymerase II cis-regulatory region sequence-specific DNA binding; DNA-binding transcription factor activity, RNA polymerase II-specific
Source: RefSeq, a predicted model, not a curated record